This is a messenger RNA of Stylonychia lemnae, 1269 nucleotides long. NCBI's taxonomy places the organism in Eukaryota, Ciliophora, Spirotrichea, Sporadotrichida, Oxytrichidae. The record is from the annotation of a GenBank genome assembly.
AUGGAUAACGCCCUUGAUGCUGCCAGAAGCACUAGACAAAUUAUAAAAGCAUUUUAAGAGGACUCUCAGAGUAGAACUGGUAAAAUUGAUAAUGGGGUUAGAAAAGUUUUAAUAAAUGUCUUUCUUCAGUAAAACUAAUAAGUUCUGAAAAAUUCUCAACCUGCUUAAUCCAGAUAUAAGAAUAAUGAUGAGCACAGUAUUUCACCAGGCCAUAGUAGUUCUAUCAUAGAUGUAAAGACUCCAACAAUGCAAAACAUUAACAAAAGUAUGAUCUUGCCAAAUAAUAGUAGAAACAUAGCCCAAAGCAAUAGCUCAAUAUUCAAAAAUAUUGAUAGACUAGAUCCAAAAAGAUCAAAUAUUGAUGAGUUGCUUAAGUAUAGACAAAGUCAGAAUACUACUUUGAACUAAAAUUAAAGAUCUGAUGUUAUUGAUGAAAGCAAUUCUCUUUUGGGAAACUACUUAAAAUCUCUGAAAGCAGAAUACAAGCAACCUAAAAAACAGAAAUAUUUGAACAGUGAAAUGAUGGCUAUAUCACUUGAUAUAAAAAGUGAAAUAGAGUACUAUAAAAAUAAAAAAGAAAGAGAAAAAUAUGAUGACGUCGGAAGUAGAAAUAGGUCUAUAUUCAAACCUAAUUUAAUGAGUUCAAUCAUAAAUCAAUAAGCAGAUAUAAAUAAGCUUCCUACUAUAGCAUAGUAAAAUGAUGGUUAGUAAAGCACACCAAAGGCAGAUAAUGAUAAUGAGGAGAAUGAUGAAGAGAAAAUUAAGAUUGAUGAUUAAACCCAUAAUAAUGAUUUAAAUUCUAAUGAGAAUAGAUAAAAUGCUGAUAAUAGCAAAAAGCAAAAGCGAAUAGGCUAAAGAUCCUAGGUGAGAAAUUUUGUCUUUAGUACUAUAUCAAGAGAUCAGAUUUACAAUCGACAAAGGAAAUAAUAGGAUAGCUUACCUGAAGUCGGCAAAUAUUACCCAAAAUAUAGCUUGAUUGUGCAACGACCAUUACAAGUUGAAUUUUCUAAAGUAUUUGAAAAACCUGGAAGGAUUGAACCUGCAAUCGCAUUAAAGGCUGAUGACUCAAGUAAAAUGAUUAGAUUAAAAACAAAUGAGACAUCUAAAGUUCACACUAAUCUUGAAAGAAAUGCUUCAUAGAUUUUGCACACUCAAAAAUAAGAAAAUGUUUUAUUACCUUCUAUUAUUGUCAGGAACACAAGAAAUCAAAAAGCAUUAGUAGUUCAUAAAACUAUAAGUACGAAUCCAAGAUAAUAGAAUUAACUAUGA